Messenger RNA from Temnothorax curvispinosus, 2922 nucleotides. RefSeq names its product ras-related protein Rab-5C-like. The transcript is spliced from 6 exons. Gene Ontology annotation, molecular function: GTP binding; GTPase activity. The coding region runs from base 972 to 1616 and encodes 214 amino acids. The record is from RefSeq and is a predicted model, not a curated record. NCBI's taxonomy places the organism in Eukaryota, Metazoa, Arthropoda, Insecta, Hymenoptera, Formicidae.
AUAUGCUCUCGGUGAAUUCGGCGGAGAGAGAAAACCGAGUCGGGUGGGAGCCGUACGAGAGGCGUAUCCGCUGAGACCUCGCGUUCCGUUUGCCGCGGACUCGGCGAGACAAUCCGACGGGUGAAUCGCUUGCGUUCGCGCGAUUCUCGGGAACCCGAAGCGGAACGAACGGCGAAAAGUGACGCAGCACCGUAUGCAUCGCGCGUGUCGGUAAUCUCCUUUUAUCUCUCUCUCUCUCUCCCUACCCCUCAUUCUUUGUCUCUCUCUCUCUCUUUCUCUCUCUCACUCUUACACACACAUACACACACAUUCGCUCUUUCUUCUGUCUCUCCCUCUCCCAUCGGAGUGUCAAAGUUCCGAGACUACUCGUCGAUGUAGGUUACGAGAAGGAGAAACGAACGGAUCCGGGGUGCGAAUCGUGGAAGUGUGACGCGGCCGGGCGGCGACACGCACCUCCCACGGGGGAAGAAAAAAAAACGAAACGAAACGUUCCACGGCGGUAUCGCGUUUCGCAGUGCGAGCGGGCAGGCGAGCACGGUUGUAGCGGGGGAGAGCGAGGAGUCGAGGAGAGGAGAUCCGGAGUGCGAACGCGGAGAGUGUCGGAGACUGUUCCGGUGGGACGGACCGUGGUGCGAGAGACUGCGAGAGAGGAGCGAGCCUCUCCGGUGGUGGAGAACUCGCGUGCCAUCCGGGUGUUGUCAUAAAUGUGCAGGUUCUACGUAGAUUGCGCGAUCUAUGCACGGUCGACGACGGGCCGAUCUAUUGGUGGCGAGUGCUGAUCGUGCCUGACGCUUCCGCGACUCCGACUCCGGCAGCGAGUCGACGUUGAGAUUCAUCAUCGGUCGCGCGGCGCGUUGCGCCUGGUCGUCGUCGCCGCCGCCGUCGCCGACGUCGUCGCCCCGAGAAGCAGCUAGCACAGCGCGGCGUACCUAUCUAACGGCGAGCCCCUCGACAACGCAAAACAGGUGAUCAUGGCGAAUCGGGGUACGGCCCAGAGGCCGAAUGGAUCGACACAAGGAAAAAUUUGUCAGUUUAAAUUAGUUUUACUCGGUGAAUCGGCAGUCGGGAAAUCGAGCCUUGUCUUAAGGUUUGUCAAAGGACAGUUCCACGAGUAUCAGGAGAGUACAAUUGGUGCUGCAUUUCUAACACAAACCGUAUGUUUGGAUGACACAACUGUAAAAUUUGAAAUCUGGGAUACCGCGGGGCAAGAACGUUAUCACAGUCUUGCACCGAUGUAUUAUCGUGGUGCACAGGCAGCCAUUGUCGUGUACGACAUAACAAAUCAGGAUACAUUCUCACGUGCCCAAACAUGGGUAAAGGAAUUGCAGCGCCAAGCCAGUCCGAGCAUAGUAAUAGCAUUAGCUGGAAACAAGGCAGAUUUGGCAAAUAAGAGAGUCGUCGAAUAUGAUGAGGCUCAAACGUAUGCGGAUGAAAAUGGCCUUCUUUUCAUGGAAACAUCUGCUAAGACGGCAAUGAAUGUCAACGACAUAUUCCUUGCAAUUGCUAAAAAGCUUCCUAAAAACGAACAAUCAGGAAGUGCAAGUACGAGUGGUCAAGGUCGUCGACUAGUCGAGUCAGAUGGGCAAAAGGCAGCAACCGGCAAUUGCUGCAAGUGAUUAUCUAAAUCCCGUAUAAUUCUCUUCUCUCGACUUUUGCCUUCUUUAUAUUUACUGGAACAGUAGAUAAAUAAAGGCUGGAAAUAAACAAGAAGAUAAAGAGCGCGGAUUGAAAGUAAGAUCCAAUAUAUGACCAUCAAAUAUAUAAUAUGCAGGAUAUAAAUGUAACUAAUAUUGCUGUAUAAUAUUUAGCUACCAUUGACAGUUUCUUGUAAUUAAAAAGUGGUUUACACAAAAUGUGUAUGUGAAGAAAACGAUUCUAAAUUUUAUGAUGUUUCCAUGUUAAUAAUGUAUCUAUACUUAUUUCUCAGAGAACUUUUCUUUUAGCAUUAUCGUAGUAUAUAUUUGUUCAAACCGUUCAAUACAUACAAACUUCAAUACAAACACAUAUAAUAUAAUGAUCCCAUAUACUCUUAUAAAAUAAUUCUUUAGCCAAAAAAUCUUCUAUUAUUUUAUUGAAUAGUCACAUUGAAGGAUAUUAUACGGUACUGCUAUUAAUCGAUUCUUUAAUAGCAAAUCUUUAAUAUUCUUUUAAUGUAUUUCUACUAGAUUUAAAUAUAGCAUUUACAUUACUGUGACAGCUUUAUUAAAGUCAGAGUCUUUAUUUGCGCAUAAAAAUUGUAAUCUAUGUGAUACAACGUCUAAAAGCAUAAUACUUUUUUAUUAGUUCCCUCGUUUUAUUGUAUAUUCAUCCGUGAUUAAUUUAAGUGCACUAUUCAAAAUUUUGUGAAAAGAGAAGUUGUCUAAUGUAAGGCACUAGAUAUCCCUUAGGCACAUUGUAGUGUUUACAUGACACUCUAUAUGUUUAUAGAUAUUAUAAAUUUGUAAAGUUUCCUUUUCUUCUUCGGAGGACACUAAUUUCUGACUGAUAAAGGUGCUACAAGAAUACAUGUGCAUGAUAUUUAUUGUGCAAGCUUGUAAAAAUGUUUUCUUGUAAUUUACGAUAAUGCUCCUAUUUCCUGUGCAAUGAUUCGUAUCAUUGGAUUGUAUAUCUGAAAUAUUAUUUUGUAAUAAUAAUAGGUAAAACUGUUUAAAAUUGUUACGAAAAAAAAAAGAAAAUUCUCAGGGUGCAAUUCUUCUCUUCAAUCUCUAAUAUUGUUGUAUCCUAAAUAUAUAUUUAUUUUUAUUUCCGCUAUAAUAUACGACUAUCUAGAUAUGUUUCUGUUAAAAAUCACAGGUAGGUUCGAUUAUUCCUGUAUAGAGAGGUUUUUAAUAUUCACCAAGCAAAUAAAAUGUUUUACAGUAGUUACAGUCUUGUGCAUUGUAGAUAUUCAACAGUUGUAAUACAGUACAUUAUGGAAUCAUA